AUGUUUUGGAUAAACGACAGCGAAGUGAAUUACACAGAAUUUAAUUUCAGCGAUUACAUCCCUUAUUCGGAGCGACCGGAAACUUAUAUAGUACCAGUAGUGCUUGUUAUAGUGUUCUUAGUAGGCACGCUUGGAAAUGGUACACUGCUUUACAUAUUUAUGAAAAAUAAAUCGAUGAGGAAUGUUCCUAACAUGUUUAUCAUCAGCCUCUCCAUUGGUGACUUGAUCGUUAUCAUAGGAUCCGUUCCAUUCAUAGGGACCGUGUACAUCGUAGAGAGUUGGCCUUACGGUGAGUUGAUCUGCAAACUUAGCGAAUUUCUAAAGGAUGUGUCAGUUGGAGUAACGGUAUUAACCUUGACAGUGCUUAGCAUCGAUCGCUAUCUAGCCACUGUGGUGCCGAUGCAGAAGUAUAAAAAUCCUCAUUCCAAAUACUCCACGUUCUUCAUCACAGUAGGAAUCUGGUGCGCUUCUAUAGGUCUAGCCAUUCCUGGAGCGCAUUACUCGUAUAUAUUACACCUAAAAGGCCGUGGUAAAUUCAUAAACGUAUGCUAUCCUUUCCCGUUACAUCUCAUGUUAUGGUACCCACGCACCAUAGUUCUUGUGAAGUUUUUUCUAUUAUAUACCCUCCCUCUCAUCAUAAUAGGUACUUUCUACGUAUUUAUGGCACGCCAUUUGUUACUGAGUUUACGUAACAAUAUCGGGCAGAACGAUAGCCACAUAAAGCACAUGAGAGCCAGAUCCAAAGUGGCUCGCAUCGUACUGGCUCUGGUUAUCGUUUUUGCCAUCUGUUUCUUCCCAAACCACGUGUUCAUGCUGUGGUUCUACUUCCAUCCUAAUUCUUUAAGUCUAUACAACGAAUUCUGGAACACAUGGAAGAUCUGCAGCUACGUGCUGACAUUCGUUAAUAGUUGCAUGAAUCCUAUAACACUUUGCAUGAUUAGUGGGGUGUUCAGAAGUUACUUCAGAAAGUACCUCUUUUGUUGCUGCUGUCCUGUUAAGAAGAAGAAGAGAUUUAUACAUUUUGGUACCAAAUCUUCUUCUAGAAGCAACUCUCGUCUUACCACAUCCACACGUCUGUGAUUCUGGGAGAGUUUUCUUCUUUUAUAUAUUAUUUAUUUAUAAAGAAAUUAAAUUUGCAUAUUAAAACACGGAGAAAUUUUUCCAGAUAAUGGCAAUGUCCAUAAAGAAACUACGCAAAAAAUAAAAAUAAAAAGCAAAAUCUGCUUGAAAAAUUUAAAUAAACGAUUUUCUUUCUUAUUAUUAAUGC
Messenger RNA from Centruroides sculpturatus (bark scorpion), 1267 nucleotides. Its product is annotated as neuropeptide CCHamide-1 receptor-like. The transcript has a single exon. NCBI's taxonomy places the organism in Eukaryota, Metazoa, Arthropoda, Arachnida, Scorpiones, Buthidae. The coding region runs from base 1 to 1080 and encodes 359 amino acids. Gene Ontology annotation, molecular function: neuropeptide Y receptor activity. The record is from RefSeq and is a predicted model, not a curated record. Gene Ontology annotation, biological process: G protein-coupled receptor signaling pathway. Gene Ontology annotation, cellular component: membrane.